This is a messenger RNA of Copidosoma floridanum, 2147 nucleotides long. RefSeq names its product semaphorin-1A. Gene Ontology annotation, biological process: negative chemotaxis; axon guidance; positive regulation of cell migration. Gene Ontology annotation, cellular component: plasma membrane. Lineage: Eukaryota; Metazoa; Arthropoda; Insecta; Hymenoptera; Encyrtidae. The record is from RefSeq and is a predicted model, not a curated record. Gene Ontology annotation, molecular function: chemorepellent activity; semaphorin receptor binding.
GCGGUUUCACCACGAGCAGUGCAAAAGGCAUAUUGGUGCACACAGUACACCGUGCGACAGGUGACAAUGAAGCCAUCAGCGGUCAGUUCGAUGACUCGCGUCCCGACGCUCGCGCUUCCGCUGCUACUGAUGCUCCUCGCUGGGCAGCUCGGCUGUGCCUGGCCCCUGGAUCCCAUACCUCGGCUGCACGUCAAACACCGCGAAGUGGUUGGACAGCGUUUCUUGGGCAACGAAACUCACGUGAAGCACUUCAAACUUCUCGAGCGCUCACCCACCUUCAUGCUGAUUGGUGCAAGGAAUGCCAUUUACAACCUCAGUCUGCACGAUCUCACGGAAAUGUCGGACCAGAGACUACAAUGGCCGAGCAGUGGCGCACAUCAGGAGAUCUGCCAAUUGAAAGGCGGUAACAACGACACGUGUCAAAAUUACGUCCGUGUGUUUGGCAGACUCGGGCCUGACAAGUUCAUGACCUGCGGAACCAACGCCAACAAGCCGUGGUGCAAACACUUUCGCAUACAGAAUGGCAACUACGUGAGCGAAAACGACAACGAAGGCCUUGGGAUCUGCCCUUAUAGCCCGCAUCACAACAGCACCUCCGUCUUUGCCGAUGGUCAACUGUACGCGGCGACGUUUUCUGACCUGUCGGGCGGCGAGCCCCUAAUUUACAGAGAAAACAUCCGCACCGAGCGCUCGGACUUGAAUCAACUCAACGGUCCAAACUUUGUCAGUUCCUUCAGCUACGGCGACUACGUGUACUUCUUCUACCGCGAAACCGCCAUGGAAUACAUGAACUGCGGCAAGACCGUGUAUUCGCGAGUGGCGCGAGUUUGCAAACACGACAAGGGCGGACCUCGUGCGUUCAGCGACAGGUGGAUGAGCUUCCUGAAAGCCAGGCUAAAUUGCUCGGUACCCGGUGAUUACCCCUUCUACUUCAAUGAGAUCCACGACGGUCGAGUAAUGAAGGCUCUGAACACGAAGAACCCCUUCUCGAGAAACGAGUCGAACCAGGUGAUCGUCAGCGACGUCCAGGUGCUGAAGCACGGUCAAGCGGUGAGGGACCUGCAAGUGGUGCACCUGGCCGGGGAGGCGAGCAAACUCGUGGUGAUCGCGGACUCGGAGAUACGGGCCGUGCCCUUGCAGCACUGCGAUUCCAGCCAGGCGGCCUCCUGCGCGGCCUGCGUUGGCCUCCAGGAUCCGCACUGCGCCUGGGACGCGGCACACUCGCAGUGCGUCGCCGUUAUGACGCGCCUGCACGACAGCGACGCCGAUCGCAUGCUCUACCAGAACAUCAGCAGCGGCAAGCACAGAGCCUGCGGACACGAUCAAGUGCUGAUCAAGGCAGCCCAGCCGAUGGCACCGGCGCACAUUGGGCGCGGCCAACAGCAGCCCGACGACAGCGAGAACGAGAUCGUCAUCGAGCUGGACCGGGACAACCAGUACAGCCGUACCCAGCCGAGGCCAAGCGAGCCACAAGGUGUGGCAGUGACGCCGGUGGUUUACUCGGCGCAGACGCUGACGGGCGCCCUGAUCGGCACGUGCUUCUUCUCGCUGAUAGCGGGCUUCGCCUCGGGAUUCUGGUUCUCCCAACGCCUGCGCGGCGGCCCGUACCCCGAGCCCGCCGAGCAACGCCAACAGCUCAACCGGUUCACCGAGGCGUCCGAAUCGCCGGCCGGCUUCAACAACAAGUCCAUCAACCUCGUCCUCAACGUCCCGCCCAAGAACCCCAACGGCAAGAACGCCAACUCGUCGGCCGAGAACAAGCCCAUGCAGAAGGUCAAGAAGACCUACAUAUGAUACCGGAGGCGCCAACAGCCCGUCUGAGGUUUGCCCCCCGAGGCCUGUCCGGAAGCCGCAACGGUCGCCACCAGCCUGACCGACGACUACCUGCAACAGGUCCCGGAACGCUCCCGAAGAACCACCCCGACCCCCUGUCGCGCUCCCCGCUUCGACGACCUUUACCACCAGCGCGUGGAGCAGUGCGGGGACUACCUCGAGCCCCUCGACGCCACCGGUCCCCUCGCGGACGACGACUUUCUCGAGCUGGGCUGCGACGACCCACCGCCCGACUACGGACGCGCCCAGCAACAACUCCUGCCGGGCCUCGGCGACAUGCUUAGGCUCGUGGCGCGGCUCGAGGACCCGCGACA